AUGCUUUUCUUGUGCCACAUUUUUGGCGUGUUCUGUUCAUUAUACACUUCUGCUUUCCUUCUUUCUUUCUUUCUUUUUGAAAGGUUUCAUUAUUCCAGUCUUUCUUUCUUUCUUGAAAGUGUUCAAUAUUCUUGUCUUUCUUUCUUUCUUUCUUUCUUUCUUUCUUUCUUUCUUUCUUUCUUUCUGAAAGUGUUUAUUAUUUCCGUUUUUUCUUACUUUUUCUUUCUUUCUUUUUUUGAAAGUCUUCCUUAUUUUCGUCUUUCUGUCUUUCUUUCUUUCUUUCUUUUUUCUUUCUUUCUGAAAGAGUUCAUUAUUCCCGUUUUUCUUUCUUUUUUUGAAAUUUUUCUUUAUUCCAUUCUUUCUUUCUUUCUUUCUUUCUUUCUUUCUUUCUUUAAAGUUCUUCAUUGUUGCUUUCUUCCUUUCUUUUUUUCUUUCUUUCUUUCUGAACGUGUUCAUUAUUUCCGUUUUUUUCUUUCUUUUUCUUUCUUUUUUAAAAUCUUCUUUAUUCCCGUCUUUCUUUUUUCUAUCUUUUUGAAACUGUUCAUUACUCCCGUCUUUCUUUCUUUUUUUGAAGUGUUCACUAUUCUUUCUUUCUUUCUUACUUUCUUUCUUUCUUUCUUUCUUUCUUUCUUUCUUUCAUUUGAUAUCGCUUUUCUCCCUCUCGGUAUCUGA
Molecule: messenger RNA, 672 nt
Organism: Acanthosepion pharaonis
Lineage: Eukaryota; Metazoa; Mollusca; Cephalopoda; Sepiida; Sepiidae
Source: the annotation of a GenBank genome assembly